AUGACCGGCGUUUCGACCGAUAUUGGAACCUCGUUCGUUCGCCCCGCCGGACGCCCUGGAGAUAUACUCCAUGCCAAAGCAACUUUGACAGGGAUCGGUAGACAAUUGGCGUAUUGUAGAGUAGAGUUCAUGAACCCUGCCGGAGAACUGGUAGCGUAUGGUUACCACACUAAAUACGUUGGAAAAUCUUCUGAACAUCCGAAAAACGUCAAGCUUUCGGAAGAUGGAGAGAGGGUCUUAGAAGGUGAAGUUGAUUAG
Messenger RNA from Marasmius oreades (fairy-ring Marasmius), 258 nucleotides. RefSeq lists its product as uncharacterized. Bases 1 to 258 code for a protein of 85 amino acids. Lineage: Eukaryota; Fungi; Basidiomycota; Agaricomycetes; Agaricales; Marasmiaceae. The transcript has 4 exons. The record is from RefSeq and is a predicted model, not a curated record.